Thlaspi arvense is the source of this 1170-nucleotide messenger RNA. Lineage: Eukaryota; Viridiplantae; Streptophyta; Magnoliopsida; Brassicales; Brassicaceae. The record is from the annotation of a GenBank genome assembly.
AUGUCAAUGGGGAAUUUCUUUAAGAAAUUGGGAAGUGGAAAAAGCAAAAGCAGUCGAAGUUUUAGAGACAGAACGACGUCGUCUCUUUCUAAUGAACCAUCACCGUCGGAUUCUUCAAUCUCCGUUUCCGACAAGAUCAACGCCGCCAAGAAGAAGUACGCUCUGAUCCCUGAUCGCUUCUCUUCACUUGAUCAGGUAUCAAAAGCUCUAAGAGAAGCUGGUCUUGAAUCAUCCAACCUCAUUCUCGGAAUUGAUUUCACAAAGAGCAACGAAUGGACUGGGAAAACUUCUUUCCAAGGAAAAUGUCUGCACGAGCUCGGUGAUACUCCGAAUCCAUAUGAAAAGGCGAUUUUUGUUAUCGGCCAAACAUUGGCCCCUUUCGACGAAGACAAUCUCAUCCCUUGUUUCGGUUUUGGCGAUUCAACGACGCAUGACGAGGAAGUGUUCGGUUUCCACAGCGACAAUUCUCCAUGUCACGGCUUCGAAGAGGUCUUAGCAUGUUACAGGAGAAUCGCACCUGACUUGCGUCUAUCAGGGCCGACUUCGUAUGGACCUCUCAUCGAUGCUGCUGUCGACAUUGUCGAGAAGAACAAAGGACAAUUUCAUGUUCUGGUGAUUGUAGCUGAUGGGCAGGUAACGAGAGGUUUGGAUAUGGCCGAGGGAGAACUCAGCCAACAAGAGAAAACAACCAUCGACGCGAUUGUAAACGCGAGCUCGUAUGCUUUGUCGAUUAUUUUAAUCGGUGUUGGAGAUGGGCCAUGGGAAGACAUGAGGAAGUUUGAUGACAAGAUCCCUAAGCGUGAAUUCGACAACUUUCAGUUUGUGAAUUUCACAGAGAUUAUGAAGAGAGAUUCACCAGCGUCCGCCAAAGAAACUGCCUUUGCUCUUGCUGCUCUGAUGGAGAUUCCCUUUCAAUAUCAAGCAGCAAUCGAGCUCAGCUUACUCGGGAAAUCGACGGGCUUAGCCAAGAAAAUAAACCCGAGGCCACCACCGAUUCCUUACACGCCUCCAAUAAGUACUGAUCUACCAUCAUCUGCAUCAGACGAACAAGCCCAGGCAAACGUGGCUUUCGGCUGUGGUCACAUGACAUGUGGAGAUUGCGGAUCCAGGAUAUCAAACUGCCCCAUCUGCAGAGUACUGAUCACUAGCCGGCUACGGCUUUACACGUGA